Paralichthys olivaceus (Japanese flounder) is the source of this 1282-nucleotide messenger RNA. NCBI's taxonomy places the organism in Eukaryota, Metazoa, Chordata, Actinopteri, Pleuronectiformes, Paralichthyidae. The record is from RefSeq and is a predicted model, not a curated record.
UGUGAGGGGAAGAUGUGACUGUCCCACUCAAAUUGAUUGUCUUCACCUCUCCACGUCGCCAUGGGUCUUCGAGGAUCCAAACUACCUGAAGUCCAAGUUCUCCUGCUGGGCCUGGAUAACGCUGGGAAAUCGACACUCCUCUACAAACUGAAGCACAACGCGUGUGUCAACACCGUCCCCACCAUCGGCUUCAAUGUGGAAAUGCUGGAGGCGAGAAAGAGCAGGAAGACCAUCGCCCUGACUCUGUGGGAUGUGGGUGGUCAAGGGAAGAUGCGGGAGCACUGGAGGAGUUUCCACCAGGACGCAGCGGCCGUGGUGUUCGUCGUGGACAGCUCGGACAGGACGCGUCUGGAGGAGGCGCGCAGGGAGCUGGACAAGACGCUGAGGAGCGAGCAGCUGACGGGACGUCCGCUCAUUCUGCUCGCUAACAAACAGGACGUGAACAGAGCUCUAACAGUCACUGAAAUCAAGGACAGGUUCAACCUGGAGAAGAUGUGUCACGGUCGGGACUGGUUCGUUCAGCCUUGCUCCGCGUCCACGGGAUUUGGAGUAGAAGAGGCCUUCAGGCGAGUGGUCCAACUGGUCAAACUCCCGUCAGACCCCGCUGCGAUGAAAGACAAUAUCAAGGACACAGUGCACUACCUCAGAGCAAGCAGCAGACCUUAAGGUUUAUUUAUGUAAAUGUGUUGAUUUUGUUUUACAUUUAAAGUGCUUUACGUCAAAGGUAAAUCAUAUUCAAAGAGAUUUGACCUUUUUCUUCAGUGUAUCAAUAGGAACAAUCGCCCGUCAAUAAACCGACCAAAGAAUAAGUAAUAAACAACAGUAACAAGUGCAACUACUGAACGUUGCACGUUGCAAUAAACAGUGAGUAGAAUAUAAGGCUAUCGUUAUGGUAUCAUGGGCAUCACAGGAAACAAAGGACGCCAUGAUAUAUCAAAACAACUGUGGAACAAGAUGUUUUCACUGGUGGGUGCAUAUCUUCUUUCAAUAAUUAAACAGAGUUCGAUUAUCUGUCGUUGACACCUACAAGCACAAUAAAGUCUUGAGUUCACAGGUGUCUCACAUUUCAGUAAAGGUCAAUAAUGAACAAAGGUAGUGAAGCAAAAAUAAGUUUUUAAAGUUUUGGUGAUAUGCACUGCAGCACUGAUCCAUUUUGUAAACAAUGUAUUUUGUUGUUUAUCCUUUCAGUUCGACAAUGGUGCACUUUCAUAUGUUGGUGACCUAUUAAUAAAUACAUGUUUUUCUAUUUCUCCUGGUCAAGAUAUUAAUAUGCAGCUAUAAA